UUUAUUUAGAAAUCAUUGACAGUUUCGUCUGUACGAAAGAAAGUAAAAUCAUUAUCUCAAUCAUGUUGCAAAUUUUACGUAUUAAUAUUUCUUCUGGAAAGAUAGUGUCCUCUGUUGUGGCUAUAUUUAACCACCUUUCCGGCUGUAUAUGGAAGAAGUAAGUGGGUGUCUACUGAACCAUGGAUAAUUUGACUCCUGAAGACGAAGAUUUUCCUGGCAGGCUUUUACACCAGGCAGCAUUAUGGGAUAAUGCCGAAUUGUUGGAAGAUUUAUUGCGUGGAGAACAGGUUGCACACAUAAACAGUCAAGAUUCUUGGGGUCGAACUCCUCUUCACGCAGCAGCAACUACAGAUAAUUCCCGCUGCUUGAGUGUUUUGUUAAAUGCUGGUGCUGAUCCGAAUAUUGCCUGUGGAAUAAGAGGUGAAAAUAAGGUCCCUCUGCAUAUCAGUGCUGAGCAUGGGUAUGUCAAUAAUAUUAAACAUCUCCUAGCACAUGGCGCAGAUGUGGUGGCAACAGACAGCAGUGGCCUAACAGCCCUGGAUAUUGCUGAGAAAUGUGAACAUACAGAAUGUAUGGAAGUCCUGAAAAGGGCAGCUGAUGUUAAAGAGUCAGAGAGACAAAAUUCUCAUCAAACAUUACGUGAAGCAUGUCUGAAUGGUGAUGUAGCUCUUGUGAAAUCUAUACUACAACAACUGGGAUCUGAUGCAGAGCUUAUAGUUAACAUGGCACCUAAUGGAUCCAACACACUACUAUUCAUGGCGUGUGAAUCUGGGCGGAAAGAAAUUGCAAAGGUACUACUUGAAUAUGAUGCUGAUGGAAGAAUGCAUCCUGUAACAAAAUACUCGCCGUUGUAUAUUGCAUGCUAUAGUGGGAAAAAGGACAUUGUUGAAAUGCUACUGAAGAAAUUCCCAGAGCUGGUCAAACAAUAUACAGUGGAAAGAUGGCUGCCUCUACAUGCGUGCUGCAUUAAUGGGCAUACACAUGUCAUGGAACUUCUACUUAAAUACCAGUAUCCCCCACAUAUAAUGAAAAAAUUCAGGGAUCACACUGGUGAAUGGGAAUAUGAGAUGCCUUUUGACAUUAAUAUGCGUGAUGUAACAGGCCAAAAUGUGUUGUAUGUUGCUUCACUUCUUGGAAACUACAAAAUGGUUGAUCUCCUACUGAAAUUUAGAGUCAAAGCAUACCGCGUAAAGUCAUUACAGAAAGAUGAUGAGAAUGAUCCUGGCAGAGGUGGAGAGAUUGUUAGCCCAACAAGGAGGCGUAUAUCUGAUGGAAUUCAAUCAAUCAUGGCUCGUCUUAAUCUCAGUCGGGCUGGAGAAAAUCAAGGUCAAGCUGCCAAAAAUGACUGCAUGCUUAGUCCUUUACAAUUAAAUAUAUACUGCAGCAACAACAGUGAAACAGCUCUUCAUGUUGCUGUAAGAGGAAAGCAUUAUGAAGUAGCCAGUGCCUUACUACUUUGUGGAGCUGAUCCAAAUUUGGCAUGCCGAAUGUCAGAUCAGGUAUCGUCACCUGACACUGAAGACGUUGGUACUGUUAGCAGUUCCACUGCACUUGUUGAGGCAUGCAAGAAUCGAGAUAUUGGCAUGACAGAUCUUCUUUUAAGGCAUGGAGCCCGUGAUGAUGAUUGCAAGGCACUUCGUGUGGCUACACAAAAUCGUGAUGACAUUCUUACUGCCAAACUGCUAUCAACAAAGGCAUAUCCUGAUCCCGAAUACAGACUGAAUAAAGCAGCCAUGACAGAAGAAGGAAUUGGUUCAGUGUCACACUUAGGUCUCAGCAGCUUAACAUACAGCUCACUCUUUCCAAAUACAGCUGUAAUGAUAAACUGGCACAACCAACAAUGUGAUCUCGCACAGCUACGAAAACAGUGGUUGGUUGAUGCAGCUCUGAAUGUCAAUCCCAAGCUUAAAUUAAAUCCAAAGAAUCAAGAUAUUGUUCUCUAUGCAAUCACAAGGAUAGACUUGUCAAAAAAUUCACUUACUUGGUUACCUCUAGUCAUUUUUCAACUUCAUAGUCUCAGGUACUUGAAUGUUGCUCAGAACAAAAUUGAAAGACUACCAUCCCCAAAUGAAGCGGGUUCACUUUCUCCAACACGAGGAGGGGGCAACAAGAAUAAUAAGUUUAGAAAAACUGGAUAUACUGCACCGGUAUUGGAGGAAGUGUAUUUACAGGAUAAUCGACUGGAAGUUAUUAGUGAUGACAUUUUCAAAUUGUCAUCUCUUGUGACGUUGGAUAUUUCAAAUAACAAAUUGCAAGAGCUACCAUAUGCUGUGUGGAGAGCUCCAAAAUUGAAAGAACUGAAUGCUGCAUUUAACCUGCUGAAAGAACUUCCUAUAUCUCCACCAGAGGAGCAUACUGAAGCCCAGAGUCCUGUGCAUAGUGAUGGUACAAAAUCAGCUGGUGUAGCUGAUUAUGGCGACCAUUCAGAAUCAACCAGUUGCUCAGAAAUUUCAGAAGACUUGAACCUUAGCAGUGAAGAUCAUCUCCUUGAUGCGCAAACUUUCCACUCAACAUUCAUGAAAACCAAAACUGUCGAACAUUUGGAUGUUUCUCAUCACAACAUAUGGAGUCGCAGUGUGGAGGUGACUGAGCAGAUCAUGCACACAGAUGAAGAACACGACGAGAAUUGCUCAAAGCUCUCAGCUUUAAAUUUGGCACAUAAUUUAUUCACUGGUGUACCAAUAGCACUGCCUUGUUUGGCUGUAAAUUUGACAAGACUGAACCUUAGCUAUAAUAGCCUCCGUAGUAUGAGCCACAUCACAUCGUAUCCAAGUUCACUGAAGCAGUUAGAUGUGUCACACAACCAAAUAUGUUGCUGGCCAAGUUUACCACAGAUUGAUGGUGUUGAUGGUAGUGAGCAUUCAGUAACUGCCUGUUAUUCUAUGGUAGAUGCUGGUAUGAAAGGAAGUACAAAAAUACCAUUAAUGCCAGGUCGACGAUCAUUAAGAAGUACCAUCUUGAAUUAUGUUUGCACACACAGGCGACAUCUUCGACUUGACAACCUCCGCACACUUAUACUCUCUGACAACAACCUUAGCCGUAUACAGUUAUCAACAGAUGAUGAUGGGGGAAGUUCUGUAUCUGAAGAAGAUGAAACUGAUUGGGACCUGUUAAAUUCUCCUGCCAGUUCAAAGAAUCGACUUAUGUUUCCAAAUUUGAGUAUGUUGGAUAUUAGCAACAAUCAGCUCCGUGAAAUACCUCAAAACAUCCAUGAACUGAGUAACUUAUCUGUUUUAAACGUCAGUGGAAAUCCAGAUAUUUGUGAACUCCCACCCCAGAUGGGUCUGUUAUCCAGACUAUGGAAUCUGAAUACACGUGGAUGCAGUCUUCAGGAACCACUUAAAUCUAUGAUUGAUUCCAAGAAAUAUAAAACAAUGGAUGUAAUUGGUUACCUGAAAUCAGUACUUGAGGAUGCAAGACCAUAUGCACGAAUGAAGUUAAUGAUUGUUGGUGUCCAAGGAAUUGGAAAAACUUCUCUUUUGGAGCAGUUGCGGCAGGAGGGAACUGGAUCAUACAAAAAGAAGCCUGUUGAGCACUGGGCGAAAAGGAUGGGCAAUAAAAAUAUAAAUGUGAAAACUGCAAGAGGAUGUAACAUGUCAACAGUUGGUGUAGACAUUGGAGACUGGAUUUAUGAGAAGAAGAUAAGAGGGCAGUCAUCUUAUGGACCAGUUGUUUUCAGAACAUGGGACUUUGGAGGUCAAAGGGAAUAUUAUGCUACACAUCAGUAUUUCCUGUCCAAAAGAAGUUUGUAUCUUGUUGUGUGGAGAAUCCCUGAUGGACAGAAGGGCAUUAACGAGAUUUUACAGUGGCUGGUGAACAUACAGGCUAGAGCACCAAACUCGCCUGUCUUAAUUAUUGGUACACACUAUGAUCUAAUGAGAGAACAGUAUCCAGCAUCAACAUCAGAGGAACUUCAGCAGAUAAUAAGGGAUAAGUUUAUCAACAUAGUAGAUGCUGAAAAGUGUGGUCUUCCAAGAGUACUUGACACAAUAGAAGUCAGCUGUAAGACACGCCACAACAUUAGACUUCUUUGCAAUCUGGUUUAUGACACAGUUUUCAGUCUAAGGUCACCAGGAAGUAAGGAGCUUCUUUUGGAACAACGUGUGCCAGCAAGUUACUUGGCCUUGGAAGAUGUUGUCACACAUCUGGCAACUGAGAGACGACAGACUGGUGUGGACCCUGUCCUCAAUGCCGAGCAGUACCGUGCUGUUGUAACAGCAGAAAUGCAGUACCGAUACCAGAGAACUUUUCGUGAUGCAGCUGAACUACACCAAGCAACACUGUUCCUACAUGAUAAUGGUGUUCUCCUCCACUAUGAUGAUGCUACGUUAAAAGAUUUAUAUUUUCUGGACCCACAGUGGUUAUGUGAUAUGCUAGCACAUGUUGUGACUAUUCGUGAAAUUAACCCAUUUGCUCGUACUGGUGUGAUGAAAUUAGAUGAUCUGAAACAUGUCUUUAAGUCAUCAAACAUUGGACCUGUGGACACCCGUGGCUACAUUGUGAAUUUGCUGAACAAGUUUGAAGUAGCACUAACAUGGGACAACAGAACACUACUCAUCCCAUCAUUGCUUCCCUCAGAAGAAAGUUUAAAAAGCAGUCAUGUUCAGAUAGUCAGGGUAAAGAUUCCAGUUCGGUCCCGUGGGUGGGCAGUUCGAACCAAGAAAAUGGCUAUAUCGAGUGCUUCUACACUUGUUGGAAAUUCAUCUUUCUAUACACAGAGUCCAGAAAAAUUUCGCUUGCAAAAACCGCAUAGCUCCCCAGGUGCAUUUAGGAUAUCAGGACCAGCUGCACCAGAAGAAGGAAUGGAUGUCUCAGCAGCAAUGCAGUGUGAAAUCACACACCGGUCUGACCCUGAAUGUUCCAUUCGGCGUUUGCUCUUGAUGUCAUAUUUUCCAAGUGGUUUUUGGUCCAGACUUAUCACACGAAUUUUAGCGGAUGAUGCUAUUGUAGAUAUUGUCAGGUCAUUUUUCAUUAUGCCAAAGGAGGUUGUUCAAGAUGCAAAGUUGGCUCAUGUUCUUGAUGUCAGAGCUGAAUGGAUUUUGUGGCAAACUGGAAUGGAACUUCAGUACGCUGAUACAGUCCUGUUUCGAAUGAAGGAAGUUCUCCCUUCAAUGAGAAACUCUCCAAUAGACUACAGGCAACUGAGGUUUCGUCUGAAACAGGAGGAAGCUUGGACUGAUGUUGAUCUGAUAAAUUCUUCUAUACUUGAAAUAUAUUUUCCUGUAGAUACAAUUGUUAUAAAGAGACCUAUCACAGAUGAAUAUGCUGAAGGAGAACCUAUAGGUUAUCAGGCAAUUGUUCUGGACCCUAGUCCAGAAUGCACUGCAAAACUCCUAGCAUUAGCUGUGGAUCAUAUUGAUAUCUUACUAGAGGACUGGUACCCUACUCUCGGAACCAGGUUUGUGCACACCUCAGAAGGAAAAUUCCUGGUUACAAGACUAGUACCUUGUCCGAGGUGUCUCGCAUCUUUGGGAGACAUGGAUCCUAUGCAGCGUAUGGAGAGCUGGCACAGUCAUGAUCCUAAUAACUUAGGAGUAGGUCCAAGAAGCUUGGCAGAGGCACUCCAUCAGGCUGAGAGGGAUCGCCAAUAUGGACCACAAGUACGGAAGUCACAAGAAAGUUACACGUCAGAUGUUGAUAGUGGUGUUGGUCCUGAUAGCACUGGCUCCAGCCGCAAGCCAUCUGUUGAAGGUCACCCGGGAAUUUGUGGAGAAGAAAGUUCACAUUUACAAGAAGAAGUUGAGUCACCACCACAGUAUAGUUGGAUAGUUGAAGAAUGUAUCUUAGCUGCAUAUGACAAGAAAAGUGUGACGUGCCCCACACAUGGUGAUAUACCUCUCGCCCAAGUAGCACCAGACACAGUGUUUUUAGACUUAGGAGAAAGAUACCUUAUAAGACCGGGAAACAUCAAGAAAGGUCGCUUAUUGGGAAGAGGAGCAUUUGGCUUUGUAUUCAGAGGAUCAUGCAAAGUGCGAGGUUCCAACAAUUACAUUGAUGUGGCCAUGAAAAUGUUGCAGCCUGUUCAGCCUGGUCCAAAUGCCAGGCAAUCUGCAGUAAUUGCUUUCAAGGCAGCCCAAGGAAAAUGGGAUCGCGAUCCUUUACAGUAUGCAUGUAAGGCAUACUGUACAGCACGUCAAGAGCUCAACAUUCUUCUGAAUUUGCGGCAUCCAAAUAUAGUGCCACUAGUGGGUGUCUGCCCACGACCACUCGCCCUUGUGCUGGAUCUUGCACCCCAAGGAGCACUGGAUGCCACCUUGAGACACUACAGACGCUCUGGUGCUCGCAUUGGUGCUUAUGCACUACAGGCCAUUAUCUUGCAGGCAGCAAAGGCAAUAGAAUACCUCCAUCAACAGCACAUUAUUUAUCGUGAUUUGAAGUCGGAGAAUGUUUUAGUGUGGGAAAUGCCACCACCAUUUCAUGACGAAGCUGACAACUGUGUUCAUAUAAAACUAGCUGAUUAUGGAAUUAGUCGGUUGACAUUACCCUCUGGAACAAAAGGUUUUGGUGGAACAGAAGGGUUCAUGGCUCCAGAAAUUAUGCGUUAUAAUGGUGAAGAAGAGUAUACAGAAAAAGUUGACUGCUUUUCGUUUGGAAUGUUUAUUUAUGAGCUGUUGACCCUUCACCAGCCUUUUGAGGGACAUGAAUCUGUAAAAGAGUGCAUACUAGAGGGAGGAAGACCACCACUGACUUACAGGGAAACACUUUAUCCAAGCUUUAUACUUGAUCUGAUGGUGCUUUGUUGGUCUCAGUCUCCAAGAGAUAGACCAUCUGCUAGCCAGAUUGUGUCAAUAGCAUCUGCACCUGAAUUCACACACCUUGGAGAUACUGUGUCCCUAAAUCACACUGCUCCAGUUGUUGCCACAACAGUUGUCAACAUGCCACAGUCUGCAGAAGGAACUGUCAAUGGUUCUGAACUGUGGUUGGCAUGCUCCAAUGCCAGGGUGGAUCUACUGCUGGCUAGUAGCCGUGGCUGGCUGCAGUACUGCAGCCUUUCUCUGCCUAAAAAGCCAACAGCAGCAUGCACAGUUAAUGGCAAUGUUUGGCUUGGUGAUAGCAUUGGCCAAAUACAUGCAUAUGUGGGGAGUGACUGUUGCAAGCUCUUCAGUUAUGCACUUGACCCAGAUGCACCAAAACCUGCAGCUGUCUGCAGCCUGGUACCUCUUCCAGAACUCCAAAGGGUCGCUAUUGGACUUAGCAAUGGCAGGCUAUUUCUGGUUCGCAGUGAUAUGUUGCCUACAUCUCCCACUAUGGGAGAAGGAAGCUUUGUUAUGACUGAGUUGGGAAGCAGCACAGCAUUACAUUCAGUUACUGCUGUUUUUAGGGAUAAUGGCAUAGAGUGUGAACUGUGGUGUGGAGAAUCUCAAGGAAGUAUUUCAAUAUACACAAUCCGAGACAAUAUUGUAAUGGCCCACAAAAUUAUAAACCAUUAUGAACCUGUGAUUGAAAAUGUUAAUGUAUUAAAUCUUAUUUCUACCCAUGUUCCAAUAUAUUAUGACAAUGAAGAAGUUGUUGUUUGCUCUUACGUGUACCCAGGGUGUGUUGUAUAUCAAUGGGAAACAGCAUCUCACACCAUUGUCAAUAAACUGGACUGUUCUAAGCUGGUUCCUUGCUCCGAAAGUUUGAAAUCUAUCAGUAUUGAGGAACACCUGAGCCCAGGAAAGUGUCAGGUAACAAGUUUAGCCAUAUUAAACAGUGAGUUGUACAUUGGUACAACAUGGGGAUGUAUUGUUGUCGCAGAACUGUCAACAAUGCGCCCAAUUACCGUGUUUCGGCCUUAUGAGGAAGAAGUGAGAGCCAUCAUACCUUUAGUGAGACUUUCUGCUGAUAUUACUGGUUUCAGAAAUACAACGGAGGACUGCAAUACUGGAAAAAUUUCAUAUCCACUGGUUGCUUCAGUAGGAAAAGGUUACCGCAGCUUAAUUUCGCGAUACACUGAUACUGUUGUCACACCUUCAAUACAGAGUCCUACAAGUGUACCCGCCGAUGCACGUAACCAAAAUAUGUAUAUAAUUCUGUGGCGAACAGAAAAUUGGGCAGCUGCUUAGAAUCUCUUAUUGUCAUUUCUUGGGGUAUAUUUCAAUUACCUCAUAACUAUAGCACAAAUUAACGACCUCACCUGCUCAGAGUGAAAAAUCAAGUGAUCUUGAAGUAAUCAUAUAGUGAAAUUUAUUGACUCGCAGACAUUGAGUUUCUUUUCUUAUUCUUAUCAGUAGGAUUUAUUAAUAAGAAAUGAUUGUGCACUGAAAUCUUCAGUUGAUAUUAUUGUGCCAGUGCCUCGCUUGACUGCUUGCCUUAUACUUGCGAUUUUUUGAGGAAAAAAAUGUAGUAAUGGUGUGAAAAGUUCAUUUAUUUUUGUUUGUUUAAAUAUUCAGAUGCGGAUUCCUUGUAUUUAAGUUAUGCUGCUUUGCAGCAUUAAUACUCGUCAGGUACCGCAACUAAUUGGUUGUCAGUGCAUAGAAAGGAGAAAUGGGAAGUUUUCUCACUGCUCACCAUUUUCUGGGUUCAGUAUACUUAUCGUAAUACUUCUCCAGGUAUUUGAAUAUAUUUUCAUAACUGUAUAUUUUUCGCUUAUGAAAUAAUUCAGCAACAGUUUCAGUUUGUUCUGGAACACAAGCAUUUAACAAUAUGAGUCUUACUUUGUUUCUAGUGUACUUGUCUGAAAAUUGCCAUGCAUAUACAAAUGUAUGAAAACUGACUAUAUCUUAAAAAGUGUGAAACUUUAUAAGCUUUUUUUUUUAAAAAAAAAAAAGUUAUAUAUCUUAUUCUGUUCUGCUUGAACAAAUGAGUAGUAUACAUAUGUGUAAAUAUUAAAAAAUUAUUUUUUUAACUUUUCUCAGAAUGUAAUGCAGAAUUGCAGGAAUCUCAUCAAACUAUCAGUUAAAUUUCUUUUAUAACAUUCAGUUCAUUCAGGCUUUUAACACAAAGCAUAUUUUAACAUUGCAGAAAACUGCAAAGCCAUACUAUUUGGUACACUACUUGUGAUACUCUAUACCGUUUAUCAUCUGAUUAUAUCCUUCGGCCGCCCCAGAAUGGUGGAACUGUUACGAUGAAACAUAAUGAUUGCAGUCUUCCUGUUUUCUGACAAGCAGAUAAUGUAAAUGUAAAUUAAAAAUUAAUACGGUCAUUGAAAAGGAAGGUGGGGAUAGUGCAGAUUGGUACAUGACGUGAACACCUGUCUGCAACAAUUUCCCACAGUUGUAUAAUUCUGGUUUUUACUUUUGUUGUGAGAUCAGUUAUUAAAAUUUAUAUAUGCCUUCUGCAACAUCCUCUGCACAUUUGAAACAGGCUGUAUGCUUUUUAAAGCAGGAAUCUUCUGACUUUGGUGAGGACUUCCUGGAAAGUAACUUCUGUUAGGCUAUAAAUAAAAUAAUGGCUUAGCUAAAGCAAAUUUAGUAGAAAAAUCUUGUAAACUUCAUCUUCUGUGCAUAAAAUUCUUUCACUUAAGAUUUCUGGAACAGAACAAGUACAGAACUUGCAGUACCCGAAAUAUUUAGCACAACUUCAUGUAAAACACUUCAAGAACUCUGUGGAAAGUGCUUUAACAUUUCGGAAAUUGUGAAAUUUGUUCACAAAUUUUUGUCAGUUUUUUUGUACCAGUUUGUUGUUACUUACAAGUGGACAGUCACUUCCAUUGUCAUCGUCAUCAUCACCUGUUUCAUCAUAUUCAGUCCACUUACGGCACAAAUUUUGCAAUAAAUAUCAGCAGCUUUCAGAUUUUUUGUUACUAAGAAUCAAAUUUCUUAUUUGACAAGAUGUUCAGUUAUAAAAAUGAGCUUGAAAUGCUCAUUUUGAAUGGCUACUGUAAGCAAACAAAAAACAAUGUGGCUUUCUCAUUAUCUCAGCUCACUGGCCUACUGCAUUACAUAUGCUCCCCUCUUUUUCCUAUGCUACUUUUCAAUAAUAAGUACUGUUUGCCAUCUUUUUGCGUAUGUUUUAAUUAAAUUUCUUAUGAAGCACAUAUGAAAUAAAUACAAAACUGAAGGCAUAUGUAACAGACAUUUAACACUCGUCAGGCAGUUUCAUAAUUACUACAAAAUGUGAUAAGGAAUAGACGCACACAGAGUGCAUUAAAUAUCCCAACAAUCUGCACUCAUUAAAAUGGGUGACACUUUAGUUGUUAAUUUAGCACAUUUUGAAAUAAGAUUUCAGAAAUCACAGCUUAAUAGUUUCAGUAGCACAUUCUGAAAGGUAAUGUUAUUUUGUUACUGACUUCCUGAAUCUACAGUUUGAAAGUAGCUACCAUAAAAUAACACACACUCUCUCUCUCUCAUUACGAUGCAUCUGUAGAAUUUUUUUUGGUAGGGAAUUACUUGAGUUUAUUGCCACUGACAUUUAAACUGUUUACAACAAAAAUACAUUCUUAUUUGUAGAGCUUUAAUUAUAUUGUUACUGUAUUUAUACAAUUUUUUGUUCAUGAUAGCUCAUUUAUAAUUAAGGCUUAGCAGUAGUAUUUGAAUCAAGUACCAAUGCAUAAUUUCUUAACACUAGGUUCCUUUAUCUUGAAUGGGGAAAAUAUUUUGAGAGCAUUUAAAUGAAAAGCUUCCCCCUCAGAACAGAUUUCAAUGCAAGCAUUUCUAAAGACUCACCAUGUGUUGUUUACCUCAGCAGAGGAUUUUUACUGUCCAUUUGUAGCAAUUUUUAUGUGUUUUAAAAGUAUUAAUAUUUUCUUUAAAUGCUGUGAUACCUAUACAGCUGUAAAAAAAAUAUGUUGGCCCAAAACUUCAGUCCUAUGAAAUAUACUAGAAAAGUUGACUUCACAGCUUUUUUUAGAUUCUUGUGGUGUGAUGAUUACUGUGUUUGUAACAAUUUGAACAUUUUGUAUUUAUGUUAUAGACUUAAUUUAUAAGAGAAGCUUGAAGCAGUACUGUUGUUGUUGACAGUAAUCCUGCUGUAACAUUUGUAAGUCUGUAUAUGGUUGUGCAAAUUACUGAAGAAUUUCUAAAGUCUGUAUUUCUAGUCAUUUCAGUUACUCAGUGAAUCCCGUAAAUGUAAAGUAUUAAAAGCAGCACUGACAUCCAAAUAUAUGUUUGAAUGGAACAUAUUUUAAUGGCAUAGUGAUUGCACAUCUGUUUGUAAUACUUCAGAAAACUGUAUCAGAUAAGAGGAAAUAAUUUUAUAUGAAUUGUUUACAGAAAAAAAUGAGGAAGCAAUUUUUGAGAAAGUGGUUCCUUUGUUGUUGAUGUAAAGUGAUCUCAUUAUUUUACCUGUUGUAAACUGUUGUUAAUUAAUGUAAAUAAUGAUGUACAUAUUGUUUGUGCUUAUAGUAAGCAAUAAAUUGUUCAUGUUUCCAA
Molecule: messenger RNA, 11291 nt
Organism: Schistocerca serialis cubense
Lineage: Eukaryota; Metazoa; Arthropoda; Insecta; Orthoptera; Acrididae
Gene: Lrrk
Product: leucine-rich repeat serine/threonine-protein kinase 1
Exons: 46
Coding region: 180-8045 (2621 amino acids)
Biological process (GO): protein phosphorylation
Molecular function (GO): ATP binding; protein binding; protein kinase activity
Source: RefSeq, a predicted model, not a curated record